GUGAUAUGUACUUGAAUGAUAUCAGUUAGCCAAGAGCUUUAGUCAACAGCAGUUCUGUCCCUCGAAGCGUCUGUUGUUCUUUUCAAAUAACUAACGCCAUGUGGAUAAAGAACUACAUUUUUCUGAUUCUGGUUGGUGCAGGAAGUCUUGUGAAAGCUCAGAUCAGCUGUCUGCAGUGCUCCACAGACGAUUCAGGAUGCGAUGAAGGCACUUUGGCGCCAACGAGUUGUCCCACGCCUGACGACAGCUGCUACUCGCUUACCCUAUCCGGAGGGUUCAUUCUGGAGAGAGGAUGCCUUGCGGCACUGUCGCCUGUAGAGCAAACAAAGUGUUCCGAUUCGACGGAUCGUACCUGUACCGUGUGUUUGGAAUCGGGUUGCAACAGGGCCCGAUGGCACAAGUGUCACCAGUGUUCCAAGUCGAGCAACAGCAUGUGCGCAUUUCAUCCCAAUCGGGUUGCUUUUUGUCGGAACUUUACGACGGAUGAUCGGUGCUUCGCCAAAGUCGUUGGAGAUGAAGUUAUCCGUGGCUGCCAGUCAGACCUGGACUUGUCUGAAAACCAAAAUCCAUGCGAUGGGAACAAGUAUUGCCUGACCUGCGAGGGAGACUCGUGCAACGGGGCCGAUCAGGAUGUGUUGAAAACAGUAACCAGGUGCGUUCAGUGUAAGGAAGGAGAUUUCCGGUGCAUCGAUGGGACCACCACCAACAGUGAAUGCGACGAACGGGAAGACAGAUGCUACAUCAAGAUGUGGCGAGAUGGUGAACUGGAUCGCGGUUGUGUGAAGAAGCUCAGCCAAGAGGAACAGGCAAGGUGCAAUGAUGAAUCGGACAGAUCUUGUUACAGUUGCUUCGGUCGGCAGUGCAACAGUCAUCGAUGGUUGAGAUGCUUCCACUGUGCUCCAGGGCAAAACGAGACCUGUGCGGAAGAGCAGACGAAUGUUGCGCUUUCGUACUACUGUGGAAGUUUUGAUCUGGGUGAUCGGUGUUUUUCGAAGUUGGUCGACUUUGAAGUUACGAGAGGAUGUGCAUCAGAUCUUGGCAUUAACGUUGAUCCGUGUGAAGGAGUUGAUACAUGCGUGGCUUGCUCAUCGGAUGGAUGCAAUUCUAUUUCAGAGGCUUACAUAAAGUAUGCUGGACAUUCCAAGCGCUAAAACGCUAAAUAAUCAAAUAAAUCUUUGAAUUGAGGAA
Aedes albopictus (Asian tiger mosquito) is the source of this 1188-nucleotide messenger RNA. RefSeq lists its product as uncharacterized. The coding region runs from base 99 to 1151 and encodes 350 amino acids. The transcript has 4 exons. Lineage: Eukaryota; Metazoa; Arthropoda; Insecta; Diptera; Culicidae. The record is from RefSeq and is a predicted model, not a curated record.